CCGCGUAUAAAUAGCCGGGGUGGCCUUCUGGCCGGCCGCGGUAGGACGAUGGAGGUCCCCGGCCGCGGACCCCGAGCCGAGGCUCCCUGGAAGCAGCUCUCUGCAGAGGAGUUGGAGAAUCAGUACUGCCCCAGCAGUUGGGUCAUCCGACAGGGAGCGGAAGAAACCCUGAAGAUGUACUCACACCUAGGAGACAAGGCCACCAAGAAGGCCCGGGCCACCAGGAAGAGCCUGCUGCAUGUCCCCUACGGGGAUGGCGAAGGGGAGAAACUGGACAUCUACUUUCCUGGAGAAGUGGCUGCAGAAGCCUUGCCUUUCUGUCUGUUCCUUCACGGAGGGUACUGGCAGAGUGGAAGUAAGGACAUGUCAGCCUUCAUGGUCGACCCACUGACGGCACGGGGAGUGGCCGUGGUAGUCGUGGCUUAUGACAUUGCCCCCAAAGGAACCCUGGACCAGAUGAUAGACCAGGUGACUCGGAGCGUCGUGUUUGUGCAGAAGAAAUAUCCGUGCAAUAAGGGACUUUACCUUUGUGGACACUCAGCAGGGGCCCACCUGGCUGCCAUGAUGCUCCUGGCCAACUGGACCAAGCACGGAGUCACACCCAACCUCAAAGGUUUUCACGGGACUGCAGGUUUUUUCCUGGUAAGCGGGAUCUAUGACCUGGAGCCCAUCGUGCACACCACUCAGAACGCCCCUCUCCUCCUGACCCCGGAGGACGCUCGGAGGAACAGCCCCCAGCUGCUCCUGGAGGCAGCCUUGACUCGGCCCUCGGGUCCAGCCUGCCACAUGCUGGUGACUGUGGGCCAACACGACUCCGCUGAAUUCCACCGACAGUCUAGGGAGUUUUUUCAGACGCUGCGCCGGGGAGGGUGGGAUGCCUCGUUUGAAGAAAUCCAUGACGUGGAUCACUUUGAAAUCAUUUGGAGCCUAACCCAGCAGGACUCUGCGCUCACCCAGAUGAUUUUGAGAACAAUCUUUCGGGAGCGCUAACCCCGCUGGAGUGUGGCCCCUGCCACCGAUGAUGAAGGUCCUCCACAGACCCCACACGCUUCCCCUUCCUGCCAGCAUCCCCCUCCCCAUGCCCAGGAGCACCUCCGUUUGCUCCCAACACCACUGCAAAUCUCCCUCCCUCCCGCUGGCCUGGAUGGAGGGGUUCCAGGGAAGGUCCAGCCCAGUCAACACUACGAUCCCCAAGCCAGCCGUGCCCCUGCCUGCCAAGACGGCGUGACAAAAAUGACAAUGCCCGGCAAUCAGUAGGCUUAGCUCAAGCUGAAAGUCUGCUGACCUUUUUGUAAGAGCUCAAACCAGUCUGUUCUGUCUUUUAUGGCAUUCUUUUGACCCAUCUGUCCUGUCUUGAGGCUUUCCCUAAGCUCUGGGACAUAGCCCAGGGGCUGGCCCCUUCCGUGAGGGGACAAGGACAUCCACAGCCAGGUCAAGAUUCCUCUUCGCCCCACCCAGGGGUGUGUGCAGUUCCCAAGCAGCCAGCUGUGUCCCCCCACCACCCUCCCCUCCCCAGCAACCCUCCCCCACCCUAAAGAGCUAGGACCCCCUGUGUGAUGGGGUGUCACAAAAACGGAGACUAGCCUAGAUAGUCAUCAGUCAGGGAUAAGUACAUCCAAGCCCCCAGCGGCCCAACACGAUGUAGCCAUAAGAAAGAGACAUGUUUACCGGGUAGGAAAUCCCCCCAAAAUAUUGUUACAUGACAAAACCAAGAUGCUUGCUUAAUUACAACUUAGUACCACCUCGAUGACUUUAAACAAUACACCCCCACAAAAAGACGUUUUUCUCUGUGUGCUCACGUGUGUAACGCAGAGGACAGACCCCGGGGGACCCACACCUAAACCCUCUGCUCCCCUCCAGGGAGGGAGGUGUUUUCACUAUAUUUGUAUUCUCUGACGCUGGGGCUGAGAAGGUAAUGAAUAUUUAAACGUAGUAUGUAAUCGGAGUGCUGAAAUACUCAAAAGCUUUCAGGGCGCAGGCAAGCGAGAACGACAUUAUAGACGGUAACUUGAAUCUAUCCCAGACCUGCAAAGGACACGUCUCACAGACUGUAGGACUUCCGUCUGACAUCUGCAACCAGUUCUGAGACUGAGACCCCUCGUAGCUGCUGCAGGGGAGCCCCCCAAUGGCACACCUAGGUUGGGAAUUGCCCCCUUAGGUUACACCCUGAUGAGUUAAAAUGUCUUAAAAUAAGCAAAAGACAGAACAGAAAGGAGUUCACCCCCUUGUGAUCCUAAUUUCAUUAAAAAAAAAAAAA
This is a messenger RNA of Lontra canadensis (Northern American river otter), 2257 nucleotides long. It is a transcript of the gene AFMID, whose product is annotated as arylformamidase. The record is from RefSeq and is a predicted model, not a curated record. The transcript is spliced from 11 exons. Bases 49 to 990 code for a protein of 313 amino acids. Gene Ontology annotation, molecular function: arylformamidase activity. NCBI's taxonomy places the organism in Eukaryota, Metazoa, Chordata, Mammalia, Carnivora, Mustelidae.